Molecule: messenger RNA, 2645 nt
Organism: Drosophila bipectinata
Lineage: Eukaryota; Metazoa; Arthropoda; Insecta; Diptera; Drosophilidae
Product: sodium- and chloride-dependent glycine transporter 1
Biological process (GO): sodium ion transmembrane transport
Cellular component (GO): plasma membrane
Molecular function (GO): L-amino acid transmembrane transporter activity
Source: RefSeq, a predicted model, not a curated record
ACGACCGACAAAGAGCGUCGCCGUCGCCGCACACACUAUAUACACCUCCGAUUCGGAUUCGGAUCGAAAUUCGGACUGUUGUUAGGCACUCGCGUAGUGCAAAUUUUGCAGGAGUUUUGUGCGUGAUUUUGCGAAAAGUGUCGCCGGAGCUAGAUAGAAAAGUGCAUUGUCCGCAGGUGCAGGCAUGUUUUAGAUGCCAGUGAUUGCCAACGGAUGAUAAGCAAAUGCAUUGAUCUUUUAGAAGAUUAUCUGUGCCCGGGAUUUCCACAUACUUCACAAGUGACCCAGAAAAAAGCGACUGAGAACUGGGUCAGAGUGCCAAAACGAGCAGAAUCCAGUGAAGAAAGAACAGAGAACUAUUAGCUGCGAAAAACGGCAUGAACUUGAAGUUCAGUGUGUCUAUUUUUAAAAAAUAAUUGUUAAAACAAUCAAAGCUGAGAAUAAAGUUUAAAUCUUGAACCCGGUGGCCCCUGGAUGAGCCCAUCAUGAAAGGCAUCUGCGGUGAGCAGUUCAACAAUUGCCUUCUGGUGGGGGAUUGUGACGACAGUGAACAUGGAACACCAGGACUGACAGGAAAUUAUCCCGGAAUCGUUGCCCUGGACCAGGAGGAGGCCGGUGAGGGCAUUAACGGAGAGGGUGGUGCCCUGGCCUUUGCCGCACGCCGGAUUCGCAACCGGCAAGUGCACAGCAUGGCCGUGAGGUCCGCCAGUGGCUAUGAUACCCUGGAGCGUCCCUAUCGACAUGACCAAGCCCGGGGUCGAUGGUCUAAGGCGGCGGACUUUUACUUCGCCAGCUGUACACAUGCCUUUAAUCCCCUCAUGUUCUCCGAAUACCCCACCUUUGGAUUACUACAGGGUGGCUGGAUUUUGUUCAUAGCAGCCUAUCUGUUGGGAAUGAUAUUUUAUUCGUUGCCCUUGUUUCUGAUCCAAGCAUUUCUGGGGCAAUUCUCAUCUUCCGGAUCCAUUUCAGCAUUUCGCGUUGCGCCAAUAUUCAAAGGCAUCGGGUAUUCUAUUUUGUUCCUUAACCUGGGUACCCUAACUUAUUACAGUAUUGGAGCCGGGGUGCCCCUCAUCUUUGCCGUGAAUUCCCUCCAUACUGUGAUGCCCUGGAUGAGUUGCAACAAUACAUGGAAUACUCCAGAUUGUUCAACGCACGACAAUUACGAUAUUAACGAGGACUAUGUCGAUCCCCAUUCCACAGUUGAGUUUUUUAGAUCAGUUAUUGCCUCAACUGCAACAGGAUCUACCUCUAUGACGAUAUCGCUUUCAAUGCUCGUAGCUGUUCUGGCCAUUUGGGUAUUAGCUUUGGGUUUAAUACUCAAGUCUGUUACUUUUAUUGGAAAAUUUUUGCGUUGCGCUUGUGUCAUAAUGUUUAGCUUCUUUUUGGCCAUAUUCUUAUACCUUGUGAUUCACGAAGGAGUCAACUUCGACACGAUGCAUGAUAACCUGAAACCCUCACUGGAUAGCUUCCAGAGUCUUUUUGGCGUAACACGUACUGCCUUUCUGAUGUCGGGAGUGGCCCUGGGUCCCGGAUGGGGGAGCGUCAUCACCUUGGCGAGCUACAAUAGUUUCCGCAGCGAUGCCGAGAGGAUGAGCUUUUGGGUCUGCAUUACGCAUGCUGCGGUAGGUUUCCUGGCUCUGCUCUGUUGCAAUGUGGCCCACGAUCAUUUUGAGGAUCACGUCGGCAUGCUGCCUUAUCAAGUGAAUGAGAAUCAUUCCUUGCAAUUUCUAUAUCUCUGCUUUUCCUAUUUACUCGGUCGCUUUACAACGACACCGAAUCUAUGGGCUUUUCUUUUCUUUAGCAUGAUAUUUUUAUCAGAGUUUUGUGCCUUGUUAAUCCAAAUGAUGUCAAUAUUGACGGCACUUUUUGAUGAGUUCGAGUUCUUGAGAGCGAAGAAAACACAUAUUGUUUGUUUACUGGUCCUUGUACUUGCAGGGUCAUCAGUGUUUUUUUGCACACAGCUUGGAUUUAGUCAAUUUACGAUACUUCCAAACUUGGCCAUGUUCACCCAUAUUAUUAUUUCGGGAAUAUUGGCUCUAAUGGUUACCUGGGUUUAUGGACGAGUACGUUUUCAAUGCGAUCUGCAGUUUAUGCUGGGAAAAACGAUCUCAAGUGUCAAAAUAUUUUUUAUUCGAAUCGCUACACCAUUUUUUCUCAGUUUAUGUUUGAUACAAGUAUGUUUCUUUAUUGAUUUACAUGAAAUACAUCAUCUCCUGAUUUGGAUUAGUCAGGGAUUGGUCUUAACGAUGGCCCUUUCCUAUAUGGUUUAUAAGGUGACCCAAACAAACGGCAGUUGGCGCCAAAGAAUCCAACAGUGUUUAGCGCCACACGACUGGCAUCCGGUGGAUGCGGAUAAUCGACGUUUCUACGAGGAAAUCAUGGGCAUUUCCGAAAUGCUAGUGAUCGAUACCAAUGCCAAUACCACAUAGUGCCUAACAAAUUUCGAAUACUCUAAGAAUAAAAACAAAAAUCAUAAAAAAACUCAGCACUUAAUGGUAAAAGCUGAACUGAACUGAACUCACUUUUAUUAUACACUCAUACAGACACACACACACACAAAAACACGCACACUAGUAUAUGUAUAAAGAUCAAGUGCAAUUGGAGAUUGUUGAUUUUUGAAUAAAGUUGUACUGAUAUUUUCCAAA